AUGAACCGUUAUCGGAGAUUUCUAUACGUAGUUCUAUGUCUAUUAUUAUCUAAUAUUUGUGAUUAUGUAGAAUCUCCAGUAACAUUAGAAAUUCCUGAUGAAUUUCCCUAUUCUGUAGGCCCUCAAAUAAUAACUGAUGGUACAAACAAACAGAUAGAAAUACCUCUUGAGGACCCUGAAGAUUAUGAGAUAGAUCCGGGUGGUUUGGUACCAGAAAAUAAUGUCGAUGAGACCAGUCCAGAAAAGGAUGAUGAUGCUGGUAUUAAACUAGAUAAUUUCGAUUAUGGAAUACCUAAAACCAUUGAUCCGAAUGAGCUUGCAACUGAAGCUGAGUUGAGUUACAUUUAUGAAAAGGCUAGAUCAGCGACAUUGUAUUUGUUAAUUCAUAAUAAAAAGAAACCUUCUGAACAUUCCCUUAUUAUGCCAAACAUAGGUCCAGAUGAAAGAUUGCCAAUAUUACUAGAUUUGGAUGUGGUAGAACAUUACUAUUUGAAUUGUGAGUUUUAUAGCAGUCAUCGUAUAUACAAAGUCAAAGAAAACAUGGUCUUUGUCGGAGUUCUAAUAGAUAUAAACUCGAAAGACUCAUCACAUACAAUCAUUUGGAAGUCAAAAAGCUAUUAUGAAUUUGCAAAUAAAAUUGUUGCAAACGGCCUAUUCAAUGUUAAUUUUAUUAGUAAAGUAAGUGUAUUCCAUGAAAAUGGUGAAAUCAAACAUUAUAUUAAGACUAAGUUUGGAUGGGUAGAAAGAUCGCGUUGUAUUGAAAUUUAUAUUAAUUUUACUCAAUGCACUUAUGAAUAUUUGCAUUCGGAGGAUGGAUAUAUGGAUAUAUACACACCUAGGUACGAUUUCAAAAUUUCAAAGAUAAAAUUGGGGAUGGGUAAAUUGCCUUUCAAAUCCAAUCUCGACCUUUGGGAGGCAAAAAAUAAAUAUGAGUAUGCAAAAAAAGUUGAGUGUAUUAGACGUACCACAAAGCCUUCUUUUUAUGUUGUAAUAAUGAUAUAUCUGUUUAAUGGAGAUCUAAUUAAACUUAUUAGUAGAGAUAAAAAAUGGUAUCGAGUAGAUCCCAAACUUGUUUUGAAUUGUCAACUAGACCUCAAUUCUAAAGAUAACUCUUUUUGGUAUUAUUUUUAUGAUAAUGUUACUUAUAAAGUAUUUGAGGCUAAAGAGGGAUAUUGUUUUAGUAGUUUGAAAAUAUACAAAGAAUGUUUACGUUCAGAGGUAUCUGUAUGGAAAUCUCAAAAUUUUAGUGAAUGUGCUUACAAAGUAAUGGUCGACGGAAUUGAAUUUGUAACAGACACCAAAAAUAUUAUAAUUUACCAGAUUAGUGGAAAAUGCUCACAACUUAAACUAAUAGAAAAAAAAUGGAUAGUUAUAGAUCCUUCUAUCAUACUUGAUAUUAAUGAUAAAGAAAGUAAUAUAGGAUAUAACUAUUUUAAGGGUAAUGGUGAAAUUGAAUAUUUCAUCCCCAAUGGAGGCAUUGUAUUUAAAGAAGUAAUAGCGAUUUCCGGUUUUAUUUCGACUGAUAUAGUUCCAAUAUUUAAAGCCAAAAGUAAAUACGAAUAUGUUUACAAGGCGAUAGUGAUAAGAUUGGAAAAAAAUGCUAAGUAUUUGGUGCUGUUACUUGUUAACAAUGACAUUUUACUGUUCCAUAGGUUGGAUAAGGGACACCCAUGGAUCCAACGAUCAUUAGAUGACAGUACAUUACAUGAACUUAAAAUGAUGAAAGUCGAUUUAACUGAUCAUAGGGUCCUCUAUAAAAAGAGCGGAUACAAAAUAACUGACAAAUCUAUUGAAAUUAUGCCUUCUGAACCCAGUUUAGCGGGUCAACCUCAACCUGUAGUUCCAGUUUCUAAUCCAAUGCCUGUCAUGAUUCAAGAUAAACUUGUAGAUUUGGAUAUCGCUAAGGUCUACGGGAUCAGAGGAUAUGACAUAUAUUACAAGGAUGACAAGCUUAUUUUUGAAGCCAGAGAUAAUUACUUUUUCAGAUCAGUGAGAAAGAAUCAUGAAAUCUUAUGGAAGUCAAAAAAUAACUCUGACUUUCCGAACAAAGUUCUAUACAAGAGAGUAGAUAACACUGAUAAAAUAAAGGUUUAUUUUCCUGACAAGAUAAAAGAGGACCCUCCUAAGCCAAAGCCGAAAUUAAGUUUUGACCCUUCGACCAUUCAGGUUGAGGUCGCCAAGUGCAAGAAGCCUGGUUACACUUCUAAAUCCGACCUUUACAGGGCGACUGUUGUUGAGGUUUCCGGGAAACCUGCCACUCAAAUUCUUGAGGACCCCGACGACUUUUAUGUCCCUCCUUCACUUCCUCGCCAAAGCUCCAGGGUCUUCGACUUAGACGACUAG
Messenger RNA from Theileria orientalis strain Shintoku, 2343 nucleotides. RefSeq lists its product as uncharacterized. Lineage: Eukaryota; Apicomplexa; Aconoidasida; Piroplasmida; Theileriidae. The transcript has a single exon. Bases 1 to 2343 code for a protein of 780 amino acids. The record is from RefSeq and is a predicted model, not a curated record.